AUGGCACAAUUUGCCCGGGUCUGCUUUGCAGAUGUGCAUUCAAAGGACGCUACAUUGUCUGUGCAGGAGCUGCUGGCGACGGCGUGCGAGUCCGUGGUGGCAGCCGACGCCUUGUCGGCUCUUCGCUGCGGCGCCUUCUCGUCUUCGGGCUCGGUAGAGUCCGGAGGCCGACCGGAGUCAGUGCGCCGGCGCCGGACCUUAGAGUCUGAGGACUCCAGCUACGACUCGGACACCGAAAACCCUGGCGACACGACGUCGUCUACGCGGCAGCACGAGGACGUCUCCCGAACCGUGUCCGACACGCUGGGUGCCGAGUUCGCAGAGUACGUGACGGCGGGACCCCAGUACGCCAGCCGGCUCGAGUUUGCCGUCAAGCUAGGAUACACACAUUCGCAGGUGCAGCAGGCCCUUCGUCGGCUGGGCCCUCAGCCGGCUCAGAACGAGCUGCUGGCCGAGCUGGUGCGGCUGGGCGCCAGGGAGCAAACUGGCGACUCGGCGGCACCCCGCGCCGACCAGUCCUCGUCGCAGGCUGAGGACCCCCUCAGGCCGAUCGUCAUCGACGGAAGCAAUGUUGCCAUGAGCCAUGGCAACAAGGAAGUGUUCUCAUGCCGAGGCAUCAAGUUGGCAGUGGACUGGUUUCGAGACAGAGGUCACACAAACAUCAGCGUCUUCGUCCCUAGUUGGCGAAAGGAAGCCUCACGUGCGGAGACCCCCAUCAAGGACCAAGAGAUCCUGCUGCAACUCGAGAAGGAGCGAUUGCUGUUCUUCACGCCAUCGCGCAAUGUGGGUGGCAAGCGUAUGGUGUGCUAUGAGGACCGCUACAUUCUCAAGAUGGCUGCACAGACUGGUGGCGUAGUCGUGUCAAACGACAACUAUCGGGACCUGGUGGCCGAAAGCCUAGACUUCAAACGUGUUGUUGAAGAGCGCCUGCUUAUGUACACAUUUGUCAACGACAGGUUCAUGCCCCCUGACGACCCCCUGGGGCGUCAUGGGCCCUCCCUGGAUGCCUUCCUGCGCAAGAGUGGCACCCUGGCUUCUGAGGGACCACCAAGCUGUCCGUACGGCAAGAAGUGCACGUACGGCAACAAGUGCAAGUACUACCACCCGGAGCGGGGGAACCUGCCCCAGAAGUCGGUCACCGAGCGGCUGGCAGAGCAGGCCCGCCUGCAGCUGCAGGAAGUCAAGGCUCGUAGUGUCAUCAAGAGCCGUGACUCAUCCCCCGGUGGUGAGCUGCUCAAGACAAAAAGCUUGCCGCCUGGAGCGAGUGAAGCGAUGCUGCCUAAGAAGAAAAUGCCCCUCUCGAGGACCAAGUCGUCGGUACCAUCCCUGUUGGGUGCUGACCUGUUGGAGGCUGACGGUGGAGGCCACUUGUCUGUGGCGAAGCGACUCUCCGAUCCAGAUUCGGGACUCGGAGCAUUCUCACUGCCCAAAGGCAGUUCCGUGCUCUCGCCACCUAGUGGUGGUGCAGGCAGCAGCAGCAGUGACGACACUCUGAGCAGUGGCAACCUCCACCGCAAGCUCCAGCGGCAGCUGACUCUCAACCCGACGUUCGACCCCCGGCUGUAUCAGAUGCGGGCCGCCGUGUCGUCGGGCCUCGUUCCGCCCCCUGCGGUAAGCCUGGCCGAGGCUGUGCACGGCCGCGCCGGAAGCCACGAGAAUUUGCAGCAGCAUCGAGCCCUUGGGCGACUAGCCAGCGACUCGGGCCUAGUCGCCGUUGCGGCGGGCGGAGGGUGGGGCACUCUGCCGGGGGCACACACUGAGGUGACACGCAUCGCCAGUGCCCCAGACACGACGCGGCAGCAACGGUCGUUGCAGCAAGGGGCCACCAUUCAGCGCCUCAGCAGCACAUCGGACACCAGGUUGGACGCAUUCCCGCUGGCGGGUGCGGCCACACCACUGCCACCAAGCCCCCCGUUUCCUUCUUUUCCGGGUCUGAGCCCCCACACGGGUCCCGGUUGGGGAAGCCUGCCGAUGGGCCGGCCACCACCACCGGCAGACACGGCCAGCCCUCGCUAUCGCCUCUACUACCACCUGUCGUCCAUAUUCCCUGAGGAACAGGUGCGUGCCGCCAUGGACCUCUGCCCCGAGGAGACCAAUCCACAAAAAGUGUGCGCAGCCAUCCUCGCCAUGUUUCCCAAGGGUUGACCACUGUUGUUGCAGAGUGUGUGCAUUGCUGCAGUCUUGUUUUUCUGCCACCGCAGUUCCUCUGUCAUGAAAAGUGAUGAAAUGCUCCACCUGAAUGUGGGCACGGUUGUUGUGUACAGUGCCUCGCAGAGAAUGACGCAAAUGUAAACGAGUGUAUGUGUACUGCUGUCCUCCGACGUUCUGCAAGAGCUUGCUUCUAAAAGGCCACUGCAGGAGUGUUCCUCUCCUGCAAUUGUCUACAACCGAUCUGAUCCCCUGGGCUGCUCAAAAGAAGCUUUUCUUGGUGAGCCCUUGGUGCUCUCAGGUAUGUACAGGAGGGGUUUCACGUUUUACUCCUCCCUUUUCGAGAAGUCCACACUUGCGUUAUGUUUAUGGGCAGUACUCUCAUUUCCUGCAUUCGUUCAGAGUGACCAUAAUUGUGAGGUCCAGUCGUGAUCUGUUGUGUGUGCAGAGAUUUGUUAACAGCGAGUUAGACAAUACUGCCUGAGCUAUAUUAUUUAACCAGAAGUGAUAUGCUCUCAUGAGAUACAUUUGCUAUUCGGCUUGACUAUUAAUUAUGAAUGAAACGGCAUUUGUAAACGAUCAUGACACAGAAUGGGGACUGCCAUGUGUCCCCAUCCUGUGUCCCAGUCCUUUGUAUUUCGUUUGAUUCAGAGUAGUACACCGACAAGCAAGUUUUCAAUACUGUAAGCUUGACUAUCACUUGUGAGAUGCUGAAUUAUUGAUAGCCAUAGCCUCACCACAGGCACUGUGACUCAGCAGCAUGUAUUUGCACCCUCUGUGACAGCACCACAAUGCUGACAGUACUGUUGGCCAAGUGCUUGAGCACUGCUCUGAAACAUAAGCUGUGUGUAAAACUUUAUGAUGUGAUGUCGCUUCCUCUUAGCUUGCCACGGCAUGUUACAGCAUAGUGCGCGUUGGUCCCAUGAGGAGGAGCUGUAUACUGGGAACCCUGCAAAUCAGGUUUGCAUCUGCAACCUUUGGACUUGGACCGUCAUUUUUGUCGACGUUCCUCAUCUGUGCAUAGGGGGCUCACUUAAGCAGAUGCAGCUUCAAAGCUGAUGCCACGUUCUGUGGAGCAGUGUCAAGUCUGAUGUGGGAGCUUGGCAUGUAGUGUGUUCUCAGUGCGCUUGGAAACAAUCUUUUUGAUCUGUGAACACUUCUUAUUAUUACUUAGGCACAGAAAUUUCUGAAGCCUAUGCAUUUGUAGCCACAAAGACAGUCACUUCACGAUACAUUGGGUGGAUGGAUCUUGUGUGGUUUGUGUGCUGAAUUUUGUUUUCAUUCACUGAACACUAGGUGUCGGGGUAUCACAGCUAACAGUCGGCAUUUUCCGGGGCUGGGCAAAACACUCAUAGUCAAACAAGAGAAAAAUCUCUUGGUGUGCAUGAAAGCUUUUGCCAAGAUUUGCUUUUUUUUUGUUUGCUCGGAUGGAACAUUUCUCAGUGGUUUGUUUUUGCUGGCAAGUUCUCAUAGCAUGUUUCUGAUGCAAGGCCACAAGAACAGAACUUCAGGUUGAAGUUUGACUUGUUCUUUAUGCCAGUGGAAGGUUCCGCAUGGCUUUUCUCUCGCUUUGCUAAGCUUUCACUUCGGAGGACCAGCACGUAACAAUAGAGGCUGCAGUAAUGUGUCAAGGGGGAGUUUUUCAAAGUUAACAUUAAAACAUUGCUGCCACUUUCUUCUUUUGUACACCAAGCCUUUCAUGGUCAUUUUCACUUUUGUACGUCAUGUGUCUCGUCUCAGAUGUGCGAUGCGUCUUGCUGUGAGCACAUAUUGCAAUUUUUUAUGGCUUGUGUUCCCAUCUUUUCUCUAGCUUAUGACAGCAAGAGUUAUGCUGGCCUGUAACUUUGGCAGGAAACGAGUUUGUUGUGAUGCAGAUGCUUGCUAGGAAUGCAGCCUACCAAGUAGCUAGCUCAAGCUCACAAGAAGGAAGUAUGUGACAAAAUGCACCAGUACUGUCUGCAUUGUACCGGCCGAGGAGCAUGCUGGCUGCAUAUUAAUAAAAGUGGCUGCAAGCGUGCUUCAAUUUAGCAUUGAGCAAGCAUUGCUUCAGAAGAAAAACCGCUUGGGGAUUUCUAACUCCAUUUGAAACCACUAGAAUGCAAAAAGCGCAUUCGGGGAAUGGAAGGACUCGGACAUGCGCUGACGGGCAAAGCCGGUUUUGAUUCCUAAUUUGUAGUAAAGUGAGGUAUUGAGAAGGCCAUGUAGCGGAUGGACUAAAUCAACAAAAUGGUUGUUGUGGGAUUGGAUGCACAGCAGGGGAAUACGUAGUGUGAUGAGUUCGCAACAGGUGCAUCUCAAAGCGCGUGUUCUUCACGACACGGUUGCUUUGUUGUGUCUCCGCACAAAAGAAACAGUGGAGCACAAAAAGGGUUGUUAGGCUAUUAUGAUUUCUUGAAUAGGAUUAAAGAGAUACUGACACAAAAAUUUGGGCCUCGCAUUUUUUUUUUUUUUUUUUUUGCUGCUAUGUGUUUUUUUGGGGGCCUGUUAGUCAUAACACAACCCAUCGCUUUCUGCAGUGCAUGACAAGUAAUUAAUACAGGCUUGUUAUUACCGACCAGUGUCCGUCUCGGUUUCAAAAACGAGGAGCCAUUGGGUACAACUAUCACCUCCUAGUGGGUGCAACACUCGACCAUGUCAGCACACAGAACUGUGAUGCUCGUCUGUGUGAUUCGCAUCAAGGAGUUUUUCAAACUGGAAAUGUGACAGCAAUGCCAUCAAACACGAAACUUUCAAAUAGUGUGCCAUGGCCACAGACUCGCAAGCAGCUGCGAAGUAAUAGUCUGCUGGAGCAAACGCGACCAAUGAAAAAUGGCAGCUAUGACGUUGUCGUAACUUGCUGCAGCGUUGUCUGCUGCAGGGAAGUAGGCGGUACGCAAAGGUCGCCUAAGAGGGUGUCAAUAGUGCGGAGGAGUCGGUUGGUCACGCAAACUUCAAAAAUUAAUUUAAAAUACCUUCUGAGCUAUAUUUGCUGUUGAUAUUUUGCAGAUGUUAUACACAUGUUCACAGCAUCGAUCCCGCAGGCUAUCUCGGCCACAAAAUUUUUGUUGGUACCCCUUUAAGUAAAGCCCGCAGAACUUGGUAAAGUUGUGCCAUGCUUUUAAGCACCUUUUCUCCCUCUCCCACCUUCUCCGAUGCAUCGUGUGGUACUGUGCGCUCCAUCACUCGUCACUUUUCAUCACCAUGAAUGCUGCUUUUUUGGACGCUGAAACGAAGCUACUCAUGACACCAUCCUGUUGGCAUGUGUUGCAUCAGCUGUAGUCGUAUAGUUCCGAUAGAUCAUUCAGAAAUUCGUGGCAUAUCCCCCUCAAAAAAGUUGGGCGCCCACUAACCGGCAUCAAUGGGCACGCACUCCAGAUUGAUGCAAUAGGCGAGACGGUCGGUGUGUGCAUGAGCAGAACUUUUUUUAUUUUUUUUGGUCGUGGAGGCUGCCGGGCUUUGGUCAUUCAGAUGGUCCACUCUUUUUAAAGGGAGUGAAACGAUUUUUUGUGUCCAGUAAAGUAUGAUUUCACAAUCCCGAAAUUACCACUUUUAUCACGACUCGACGAUUGGCAAACGAACAAAUGCACAAAAAGAAAAUGCGGGUGGAGACGCCACUUUCAAAUUCCUGAACCAAACAUUGUAACAUCAUACAUCUUCAAGGUGUCUACUGGGGUCCUACGUAGCCUUUAA
This is a messenger RNA of Rhipicephalus microplus (southern cattle tick), 5817 nucleotides long. RefSeq lists its product as uncharacterized. The record is from RefSeq and is a predicted model, not a curated record. NCBI's taxonomy places the organism in Eukaryota, Metazoa, Arthropoda, Arachnida, Ixodida, Ixodidae. Gene Ontology annotation, molecular function: RNA endonuclease activity; metal ion binding; mRNA binding. Gene Ontology annotation, cellular component: cytoplasmic ribonucleoprotein granule; nucleus.